AAAAUUUCUCUGCUGAUCAAGAACAAUUACAUCAAAAUCAUACUUUAGCAAUUAAUGGAACUCUUCAAGAAAUAGCUUCAAUGCUUACAGAAAGUGGACGAUGUAUUUAUAACAUUGUUAAAGAAAACGACGAAAUAAUAAAUGACCACCCUACAGCUACGCCUGAUUAUUUAGUUCAACUAACUCAUCCAGGAAUACCUAAUCAUGAAAUUCAACUAAAAACUGGUGCAAUAUGCUCCAUAAUGCGAAAUAUAUCCAUCCAUAAAGGAUUAGUUAAAAAUGCAUGUGUCAUAAUAAAAAAACCUAGGACAGUGCUUAAUUGA
This is a messenger RNA of Racocetra fulgida, 323 nucleotides long. NCBI's taxonomy places the organism in Eukaryota, Fungi, Glomeromycota, Glomeromycetes, Diversisporales, Gigasporaceae. The record is from the annotation of a GenBank genome assembly.